Molecule: messenger RNA, 2649 nt
Organism: Hirsutella rhossiliensis
Lineage: Eukaryota; Fungi; Ascomycota; Sordariomycetes; Hypocreales; Ophiocordycipitaceae
Exons: 2
Coding region: 1-2649 (882 amino acids)
Source: RefSeq, a predicted model, not a curated record
AUGGAUCAUCUGCCAAAGUUUCAAAACGCUACUCGGCCGUAUCCGACUGUACCAUACCUUGGGGUCGGUGACUACAAGGCCAAGCGAUUUCAAGAAUAUGCUUCUAGCCAUGGCUGGGACGUCAUGGAACUACAGCAAGGGAGGUUUUCGGCGCCGGCGGAUAGACUCUCUUCCCGCGCUGCCUUUCUGCAGGACUGGCUCUACUUUGGUCUCCUACACGAGCUCUUUGCCGCAGCCAGAAAGAAAGCGCCACGGGUGAAGCAAUUUAUUCAGGACGCGGAUACGGGAGGCGAAAAGACGGUUACCUCGCGCCGGCUAGAGAGGCUGAUCCAGAAGAGCGUCUCUAGCAUGACAAGACUGAAGCAGAAGGAGAAGGAAGAGGGCCUUGGGCGCCUCGGCGAGGCCCUUGAUAUUGCCAACUCGGUGGUGCGGCAGCUAUGGUUGCUUGCCAGUAACGAGAGCGGCAAGCAAUGCCCUCUUCCUACAGAGAUUGUCUUGUCCCUUAUGGUCCUCGGCAGCUCUAUCGACAAGGCCCUACAGGAUGUUGGCUUCGUCUCUGGAGCGACAGCAAGAGACUGGAACCUUGCGGAGGCGGCUAAGCUUUCUAUGCAAACGAGCGGCUGGUGUCGCCGCGAUAUCGCCUUAACCGACAACUUCCUCUCGGAUAUUUCCAUGUUUUGCGCAUCGCUCUUACAACGAGGCCCUAUAGUCCAGGCUAACCACGGCGGGUGCAUAGAGGCUGCUUGCAAGGUAAGGCAGACUGAUGAAGCGACCUACCAAACGAAACACGUUACGGACGAGUGUAACUGCGAGUUUUGGCGUGCCGACAUAGGCGAGCUGCAGGACAUAAUCCGACAAGACCGCAUCCCGUACAUCCAGCUGAGACGAGAGCCGGCCUCCGAGACAGGUCGCGGGCCGUCUGUUAGCGCAUCGCUGCAGAGCAUGAGGAACUCAACCUGGAACGGACCACACAACGUUCUCGUCAUCUUCUCGCACGUUUGGUCUGAUGGCCUUGGCAACCCGCGCGAGAAUGCCUUGCCAAAGUGCCAGCUCGAGCGCUUCUACAACAUGCUCUACGACUCGCCCUGGAUUGACGUGUCCGCCCCGGGAUUUGUCGCAACUAAAGACAGCGUUUUGGGCAAGAAGACGCGCAUGAGGAGAGUUUCAGGCUGCCCACCUAAGAUCUGCCGACGAUGGGCUCGCAGGGGGCUCAACAUGGGUAUCAAUAUCUGGAUCGACACACUGUGUGUGCCUAUAGACAAUGAGAUGCGAAAAGCGGCUAUUGGCAUGCUCAAAAGGUACUACUCGUUUGCGACUAUGACGAUCGUCCUAGACAAGGAGCUGUGUGCGCUUAAGCAUAAGCAGUGUUCGCAGAGCGAGCUGCUUCUCCGCAUCGGCUUGUCCGGCUGGAUGAGUCGCUGUUGGACUAUGCAAGAGGCCAUUGUCGCCGGCGGCGCCAUCGCCGUGCGCUUCGACGACGGCUGGUGCUACCUUAUGGACGUGGUGGCCUUUGUGCUAUCAAAGAGCAGUAACAUUGGCUUCCAUGUCUUGACUGAGCAACAGAGAGCCAAGCGAUCCAGGUCUGCCGGGGGAUUGGUCGCCGUGUGCGCGCUGCUUUUCGCGGCUGUCCUUGGCUGUUCGGAUUCCCAGGACUGGAAUAUGAGUUCGCCUCGCGUAACCAUGAAAUGCUUUCCGGACCCAGGUGACGAAAACUACUGGUGCACUCUCUUUUGCAACCUCUUUUGCUUUUGCUGCUGCGAUUACUGCUGCAACCGCUGUCACAAUUGUUUCCGGACCAUGUGGAGAGCCGUCAAGCCAAAGCGAGUCAAGCCGCCUGCUACGUUGGAAACCCUCCUGGUCGACUGCAAAGACAUAUUUGGAUCGCUAUCAAGUCUCUGCCAGGAUGCGAAUACCGACGGGCCCGAAUACGCCGCCGAGGCCGUCGAGCGCAUCGAGUUAUCGUGGCAUGGCCUCCGCUUCCGCAACACGAGCCACCAGCCCGACCGCUUUAUCAACUUCGCGUUUGGGUGCGCCAUGGAUAACGACGGCUUCGACCUGAUUAAGAACUUGCUCGGCUUGCCAGCGCCCGCCCGCCUGCGAGGGUGGCUGUUGAACCAAGUUGCCCUGCCGAGCGGGCUGCUGUUCCUCGACGGCCCAAAGAUGGACGUGCACGGCUAUCGAUGGGCGCCGAGCGAUAUUCACCCCGGCAUCCUUGAAGACCGCAGCCCGGCCAGGUGCGUGAGAGGAGGCGAUGGCACUGAUGCCCCCGAGGGCUCACUGCGGCUCCAUAAGCCGGGCCUAUUCUGGAAGCAGCCCGACACGAGGCCGCUCGGUUCUAGUCUGGUGGCGUGUGAGUUGAAUUCGGUCCUGCUGCAUGCUAUAGAGCUCGACCUGGUCUCGGUGCAGUCCGACGGCCUAUGCCAGGUCGGCCAGGGCUAUUUCGGCAUCGUACUUUGUCGCCCACCGGCACCCGGUCAAACCGUUUUGGGCGCCCUAAUAGCAAACGCCGAGAGACAGCCCGACUCCUAUACUGGCCAUUUUAUCUGUAGGGCCCUUGUGAGGACAUCCAGUGUCGGCGAUGUCGCCGACACGAUUGGGGCAGUUAUCGUGCAACGCCUAGCUGAUUACCAGAAAUGGACAGUCUCAUAG